Molecule: messenger RNA, 858 nt
Organism: Orbilia oligospora ATCC 24927
Lineage: Eukaryota; Fungi; Ascomycota; Orbiliomycetes; Orbiliales; Orbiliaceae
Exons: 3
Coding region: 1-858 (285 amino acids)
Source: RefSeq, a predicted model, not a curated record
AUGCGAAUCCAGAGCAAGCCUCUAUUGUGGCAGGCAGGAGUCCUGACCGCCCUGCUCUUCUUCAAGGGAAUAGAGGCCGGUGUCGCUGCUGUUACUGAACACGACCUUGGGGGCUAUGUGAAGCUUAUUAAAAGAGUAAAUGAUGACGGGGUUCCGGAGAUACACAUGGACCUUCACGAGAGGUGGCACAAUGAUGAAAUCGGCCAAGCUCUCAGAAAACGGCAAGAGUCAGGCAUCGAGAAAAAUGAGAACGCAUAUGCUUUUCUUCCCGUCCCUUCCACCGAGGAAAGAGACAUGUUCAAGGACAGCUUUAAGUGGGUUUGUGGAUCGGCAAAUAAUAAGAUUUCCUCCGUCCAAGAGCUCACUGGUGCUGCAAUGACUAUUAUGUCCAAGAGUGGUCACUAUGAGAUCGAGGGUUGGUCUACACCCGGCACGAUUUCUCUCGGGAACCAAGCAACCGAUCCCAAAAAGUACCAGGAUGAGGUUCCAGUCCACUGCCUUGGGGAGGCUGGCAAAACGUCCAUCGUGAUGUCCCCCGUAAAGAGCGGCGUGGAAUUCAAAUACGGGAUUUCGCUCUCUCGAGCUCUCAUCGGAAGAUGCAUAAACACUAUGAUUUAUAUUUGUCAAUAUGACCUUUCGGAGUCUGUGGGCAAUUUCCAAUUCAAUCCGAAGCAGAACCAUCUCGAUUUCGUUCAGAUUCAGACUGUGGCAAAACCUUGCGAACGUUGGGUGGACCCGCUUUGCAAGUCUGGGGACGAUGAAAGCAAGGCCGAGUGCCUUGCGACGAAACUUCUUCUAGGCAUUCCAUGGUCAAAGACGCUCCCAACGCCCACCAAACCAUCAAAGAAGAAGAAAUAA